Lodderomyces beijingensis is the source of this 2217-nucleotide messenger RNA. The record is from the annotation of a GenBank genome assembly. Lineage: Eukaryota; Fungi; Ascomycota; Pichiomycetes; Serinales; Debaryomycetaceae.
AUGUUGUUGCAAAAACUUGCAUUCCUUGCUGGAGUCGGCCUAUGGAGCGCGGGAGUAGGGGCAAUUACACCGUACACCGACUAUAGAAAGUAUGCCCCUGUCUACGGUUGCCACCAGCAGCUUGAAACGGAAGUCUCGUUUUGUCCACCGCAAAACUUUACUUGUCUUUGCAAUAACCCAAACUUCAAAGCUACGAUUGCUGGGUGCUUGCAGAAUGUGGGCAAAUUGAGUGAAAAAUACGCCAGCGCCGCCGUGAUUUAUUGCUACUAUUUCAACGUUUCGUUGACGAGGGAUUGGUUCGUGGAAGCUGCUGCAUAUUAUGACGCAAAUGCUGUUUCUGCCAGUGAGAUACCCGGGUUCAACAAGUCCGAAAUCGUCAAUGUGCCCAUCAUUUUAAACGCUUCCAACACGCAUGAUUUCCAGGAGUCGUACAAGCGGUUCUAUGACAACUAUAACAAUUCGCUUUACUGGGGAGCUGGAUUGUUGGCGUAUUGGCUGUUGGUGUUGAUCUUGAGUGCAAUUAUAAACUGGAGCAAGGUGUUGUUUCCCAACUUGAUCACGAGUUGGGCACGCACAAGUUCUGCCGUUCGUUAUUGGAAAAGAUAUGUUUCCACGCCAGCAACGUUUUGCAAGAAGAAACUGGCACACCAGGAUUUUCUAAUCUAUUUUGGCUUUUUAGUCCCCUCACGAAUUGAAUCGUUGGUGAUCUUUUUAUUCUACUGCAUCGUCAUCAUUUGCAACGCCAUCGGUGUCUACAGUUUUGAUGGCGAAAAAUUGUUUGACAGCAGGUACCAAGCGGAGAUCAGAUACGUGGCCGACAGGACGGGCAUCACCGCCACCAUGAUCAUGCCGUUGAUCUUUUUGUUUGCGGGCAGAAACAACAUCUUGCAAUGGUUCACGAGGUGGAACUACGCCACAUUCCUAACCUACCACCGACACAUCUCGAGAGUGAUGUUUGCAUUGGUGGUGAUCCACUCGGUCAACUACACCAUCCUUGAAAAAGCUGACUUUGCCCACGAAGCCGCCGAGCAGUAUUUCUACAUGGGCAUCCUCGCCACCGUGGCAGGCGGGUUGAUUAUGAUCCAAGCCAUUCUUUACCUUCGCAGACGCCACUACGAGAUCUUUCUCUGCAUCCACAUCAUCUUGGCGGUAUUGUGGCUCGUUGGAACGUGGUAUCACCUCGUGGACAUGGGAUAUAUUCAAAUGGUGUACCCGGUGAUUGCAGUCUGGGGUGUUGAUCGUCUCGUGCGAGUGGGGCGUCUCGUGGCGUUUGGCUUUCCUCGCGCGGAAGUCACGUUGAUGGCUGAGGAUACCCUCAGAUUGGUUGUUCCGAAACCCAAGUAUUGGCAUUCCAUCCCCGGGGGGCAUGCAUUUGUCCAUUUCAUCAAGCCCGCGUGCUUUUGGCAGUCGCACCCUUUCACAUUCACUAACUCCGUCGAGAACUCGGAUUCAAUCGUGUUUUACUCUAAAGUGAAAAAGGGCAUGACAAACAGAUUGUAUAAGCAGCUCGUUGGUGCGCCAGGAAGAAGAGGCACCAUCCGUGUCGGUGUUGAAGGUCCCUAUGGCGAAGCCACGCCUGCUAAAUAUGCAGACUCGGCCGUGUUUAUCGCUGGAGGUAACGGCAUACCGGGUGUAUACUCCGAGAUUGUUGAUAUUGCCAAAAAGAGACCCAAUGGACAACAGUCGUUGCAGUUGAUUUGGGUCGUUAGAGAUUGGAACUCCUUGCUUUGGUUCUAUCAGGAGUUGAAGAGCUUAAAGAACAGCUCGAUCUGCACCACCAUCUACAUCACGAAGCCGCUGAGCUUGGACGGCAUCGAGAAGCCACUUUGCGAAGCCAUUGCUGCUGCUGUCGCAUCCACCUCGUCGCGUGCCUCCUUCGAGAGUGUUGUUGAGAAGAAACACUCCGCGGUUGACAUCGUCAAGGCAGAGACCGAGUCUGGCGAAGACUAUGAAGACGAUAAUAACGUUAAGCUGGGCUCGAUCGUGACUGCUGAAUGCGUCAAAAGAGACCUUGCCCACAUCCAUUUCGAACAAGGGAGACCAAACGUUGAAGAAAUCGUCUCCAAUAGUAUCCGCGACUCCCAGGGCUCAGUGGCUUUUGUCGCUUGUGGACACCCCGUGAUGGUCGAUGAAGUGCGUUGCCAAAGUGCAAAGAAGAUGACCAAUAAGGAAAAGAAGAGAGUCGACUUUUACGAACAGCUUCAAGUCUGGGCAUAG